Molecule: messenger RNA, 936 nt
Organism: Lodderomyces orthopsilosis Co 90-125
Lineage: Eukaryota; Fungi; Ascomycota; Pichiomycetes; Serinales; Debaryomycetaceae
Gene: URE2
Product: Ure2p
Exons: 1
Coding region: 1-936 (311 amino acids)
Biological process (GO): regulation of nitrogen utilization
Molecular function (GO): transcription corepressor activity
Source: RefSeq, a predicted model, not a curated record
AUGAAUAGCAACAACGGAAGCAAUCAAAAUACACAUACGGUGUCCAACUUAUCUGCUGGGCUCAAAUCAGUGUCGCUCAGUGAUCAACAACAAAAUGAAUUGAAUCAUAAUUUAUUGCAACAAAUGCAGGAUAGUUCUUCAUCACAGGAACAACAACAACAACAACAAUCAAGAAUAAGCCAAUUUUUUCAAAAUCAACCACAUGAAGGAUACACCUUGUUUUCACACAGAUCUGCACCCAAUGGGUUCAAAGUAGCUAUAAUCUUAUCAGAGUUGAACUUGCCAUUCAAUACAAUUUUCUUAGACUUUAACAAUGGAGAACAACGUGCACCUGAAUUUGUUACAAUAAAUCCAAACGCUAGAGUUCCUGCAUUGAUUGACCACUACAAUGAAAAUGUAUCAAUAUGGGAAUCUGGUGCCAUUAUAUUAUACCUUGUUUCAAAAUACAUGAAGGAAAAUAACGAAUGCAGUUUAUGGAGUGAUAACCUUGUUGAGCAAAGUCAGAUAAAUUCAUGGCUAUUUUUUCAAACAAGUGGACAUGCACCUAUGAUUGGACAAGCUUUGCAUUUUAGAUAUUUCCAUUCAAGUCCUGUCCCUAGUGCAGUAGAGAGGUACACCGAUGAAGUGAGGCGAGUUUACGGAGUCGUGGAAAUGGCAUUAGCAGAAAGACGAGAGGCUCUAAUAAUGGAUUUGGAUGUGGAAAAUGCAGCCGCGUAUAGUGCAGGUACCACGCCAUUAUCGCAAUCGAGGUAUUUUGACUACCCCGUGUGGCUAGUGGGGGAUAGAGCUACUAUUGCCGAUUUAUCAUUUGUACCAUGGAAUAAUGUCGUUGAUAGAAUAGGAAUAAAUCUUAAAGUGGAGUUUCCAGAAGUUUACAAAUGGACAAAGUACAUGAUGAGAAGACCAGCUGUUAUUAGAGCGUUGCGUGGAGACUAG